AUGAAGCAUUGGUUGGUCAGUCUACCUGAGGAUUUCUUCACCACAUAUGGAUUCUCUCGUGGUCCGGUUCUCGGCAGUGGAAUGAGUGGAGAAGUUGUGCUAGCCACCUCACUUGUUAAUCCUUUAAACAAGAGAGCCGUGAAGAUACUGUCAUUGUUGACUGAUGAUGGAGGAGCUAGAAACAAGAGGUUGUUUGAUAGAGAGGUCGGCAUUUUACGAGCACUGUCUCACCCACACGUCAUCAAACAUAAUAUAUCUGUCAGAUGUCCGGAAUACUUGGCCAUCUGUACUCACUACUGCCCUAACGGAACCUUAAGCUCAAAGUUGAAAACCAUGACCCCAGAGUUGUGUGUAAAGUACUUCAUCCAACUGACGUGUGCAGUGCGUUAUCUCAAUGAUAAACAGAGAAUAGUACACUGCGAUAUCAAGCCUGCCAAUAUUUUCAUCAACGAGAACAACGACCCAGUUCUGGGAGAUUUCGGUUUAUCAAAUUCCAUUCCUCCAGGUGACACAACCAUUCUUUCAGAAGACAUUGGCGGCUCCAGACGUUAUCGUGUGGACGUGUACUCCCUGGGCGUGGUUCUCUGGUGCAUGAUGUUCCAUAAAAGGCCAACAUCAGACACAGUCUACGAGUGUCUCUACGAC
Molecule: messenger RNA, 645 nt
Organism: Candidula unifasciata
Lineage: Eukaryota; Metazoa; Mollusca; Gastropoda; Stylommatophora; Geomitridae
Source: the annotation of a GenBank genome assembly